UUAGCCAGAUUGUGUCCUUCCAUCACUGCUUCCCUCAGAUUUGAUGGCCUGAAUGUUGACCUGACAGAAUUCCAGACCAACCUGGUGCCCUAUCCCCGCAUCCACUUCCCUCUGGCCACAUAUGCCCCUGUGAUCUCUGCUGAGAAAGCCUACCAUGAGCAGCUUACUGUAGCAGAGAUCACCAAUGCUUGCUUUGAGCCAACCAACCAGAUGGUGAAAUGUGACCCUCACCAUGGUAAAUACAUGGCUUGCUGCCUGUUGUUCCGUGGCGAUGUGGUUCCCAAAGACGUCAAUGCUGCCAUUGCCACCAUCAAGACCAAGCGUACCAUCCAGUUUGUGGAUUGGUGUCCCACUGGCUUCAAGGUUGGCAUUAAUUACCAGCCUCCCACCGUGGUGCCUGGUGGAGACCUGGCCAAGGUACAGAGAGCUGUGUGCAUGCUGAGCAAUACCACAGCUGUAGCUGAGGCCUGGGCCCGCCUGGACCACAAGUUUCACCUGAUGUAUGCCAAGCAUGCCUUUGUUCACUGGUACGUGGGUGAGGGGAUGGAAGAAGGAGAGUUUUCUGAGGCCCGUGAAGACAUGGCUGCCCUUGAGAAGGAUUAUGAGGAGGUUGGAGCAGAUAGUGUUGAGGGAGAGGAUGAGGGUGAAGAGUAUUAAUCUGUCUGCUACCAUUUUACACUCCAUUGUCUUGAUUGUUUAUUUCUGUUCUGUGAAACUGUCCAUUGUGGUCCUAAACUGUCAAUAAAAUGUUUCCAUUUU
This is a messenger RNA of Carlito syrichta (Philippine tarsier), 759 nucleotides long. Its product is annotated as tubulin alpha chain-like. Gene Ontology annotation, cellular component: cytoplasm; microtubule. Lineage: Eukaryota; Metazoa; Chordata; Mammalia; Primates; Tarsiidae. The record is from RefSeq and is a predicted model, not a curated record. Gene Ontology annotation, biological process: microtubule cytoskeleton organization; mitotic cell cycle. Gene Ontology annotation, molecular function: structural constituent of cytoskeleton; GTP binding.